AUGAGCACGGAGGAUACGGUGUCGCUGAUAGAAGACGUGCUACCGCGAACUGACGAGACCCCAGAGGGCAUCCAGGCGCGCCGAGAUGAGAUCCUGUCCAACUACGACCAAUUCAAGGAGCUGGCCGCGCAGAAAAAGGAGAAACUCGGCGAAGCGAAGGAAUUGCAGCUCUUCAAAGUUAACGCCGAUGAACUGGAGGAAUGGCUGCUGGACGCGAUCGCCAGAAUGGAGAACUCGGACAGCACGUCACUGACAAACACUCAGGUGAAGCUCCGCCGCCAUAAGACGUGCGUAGCCGAGAUGGAAGUCACCGGCAAGCGGUUGACGAUGCUUCGCGAAAACGCCGUCGCCAUGAUUCGCUACGGGCACUUUGGCAAGGAGUUCAUUGAGAAGCGCCUCGAUGAGCUGAUGGCGAUGUGGGCAAAGCUCCAAGGACUAGCCAGCGAGCGUACGGUGCUGCUCGAAAAGGCGCUGACGAGCCUCGAAUUCACGCAACGAUGCGAUCGCCUUCUCGCUUGGCUCGAGGAGAAGGAUGCGCUGUUGAAGAACGACUUUGAGGCCCCGAAGGAGGGCGACGUGGCCGGAUUGCAGCCGCGCUUCGAGUCUCUUUUUAAGGAUAUUCAAUCGAAAGUCAACAACGUCAACGAGAUCGCGCUCGAGGCAUCAAGUCUGCUCGAAAAGGGCGUCAUGGAUGAGGUGGACGUGAUGGCCAAGCGGGAUCUGGUGACCGAAAAAUGGCACGAGGUGCUUGCCCGAGCCAACGAAUGCAACGACGCGCUCUUUGGAAAGGAAAAGACGGCCCGUGUCAUCGAAACGAUGACAGAGAUGCGGCUGAACAUUACCGACUACUACAAGAAGCUGAAAGCUGUGGGCCCGGCGGCGUCGAGCGAUGGACUUGAGCAGCAAAUUUGCGCUCUGGACUUGCUGAUGAACGAGAUCUCGGCGAUGCGUACACGGCUCGCCCCUCUCAAACCCGAAGCCGUUUCUGUCGGCAAGCAGAAGGAGGUCGAGAAGCUAUUCAAGGAAGUCCAAAAACUUGAGGAGGCUCUGGUGAAGAAACGCGAGGCCCUGGCCGCCGAAAAGAAGCGCAUCACGUUCUUUGGCGAUUACACUGACAUUGUGGCCAAGGCGGACGAUAUUUUGGCAGCUCUCAACGACACCGAGAUGCCGGCUGAUGUGGACAACGUCAAGGAGGCCCAGGAGCAGCUACAGGAUCUGGAGGGAGAAAUCGCCGCCCAAAUCGAUGUCAUCGCCAACACUAUCAGACAGGCCGAAGAGCUAAAGACAUCGAAAGAUGUCGAUGAAAAAGUGCAGGACCUAUCGAAGCUUCGUGACAAACUUUCCGGGGCCGCGGAGAAGCGCAAAGAAUUCCUGGGCCAAUCGUUGCAGCUGCGCGAAUGGCAAUGGGAGACCGAACAGCUACGGGCCUCCCUUUCGCGAAUGACGGACAUGAUCAAGCGGUUGACCCCCGUGGAGCCGGCGGCUGCCGAGACCGCCAAGAAACAGUUUGACGAUCUCCAUCGCAAGGUCUCCCCGCUUCGCGAUGUUUACAAUAUGCUGAUAGCACGCUCGAAAGAUCUUCAAGGAGUGGGCGAAGAUGCUGGCGACGUCAUGGCCAAGGAACUUGAGCAAGUCGAAUCGACGCUGGAGGCGCUCGAGCAGCUUUGCGCCUCGUUAAAAAAGGAGAUCCAGGAUGCCACCGAGCUGGCCGAAUUUGAGACAGAUUUACGCCCAAUUCGCCAUUGGAUCGACGAGAACGCCCGUAAACGCAGCGAGGUCAAGGUGUCGCUCCACAAGAAGAACAUACGCCUUGAAGAGCGUGGCCACGACAAUUUCCUCAACGAGCUCAAGGCGCACAAGGAGCAGCUGAACGCGAUGCGCCCCAAGGCCGAGCAGCUGUCGAAAAACGGGGCCGAGACGGCGAUCCGCGACUUCGAGGAGGUUGCCGACCGGUGGAACGAGCUAAACAGCGAGGCCAGCGCUCGGACCGAAUUCUUCGAGAAGGCUGCGGCGAUAAUUUUGCUGGAUCGAAAAGUGGAGGAGCUGGCUGGAUGGCUCGAUCGGCACGAAUCGACAAUUUCCGGCUUCUUCGACGGGACGUCUGGCCGAGAUUUGGAUAUUCCGACUAUCAAGGCCAAGCUGAAAUCACUGGCCGGACUGCAGAAAUCGUUCGAAGACCAGAGGAAAACGAUCGAAGAGCUGGAGAAUCAGCUUCUCGAGACUGGCGAUGAAAAGUCGAUGGCUCGCCUCGCAAAAUGCAAGGGCAACUUUGACGAGAUGGCCGGCCGCCUUGAAGCCGUUCAAUCGAAGCUCGACGCUUGUAAAAAGGAUCUCGACCUAUUGGCCAAGGUCCAAGAAGAGUUGAUUUGGACCCGGGAGAAGCUCAAAAUAUCGAUCACGAUGGACUCGGACGAGGUGAUGAAGCUGCGGAAUGCCUACAAACAAGUCAAGAUGCUCACCGCCGAAAUCAACGACCACGCGGCUGUCGUGGAGACGCUUGUCGACCAGGUGGAGGAGAUGCAGAAGAAAGCCACCUCAUUCCCACAACUAAACACUGCCACGUCGACGCUAGCCGAUCUUUUCGACGAGCUGGCCACCAACACGGAAAUUCGUCUCCAUCACUUGGGCAAUCUGAUUGCGAAACACGAAUACUGGGACGACGUCGACCAGGCGCAGAAUUGGAUUAAGGAAAUGACCGGGCUACUCUUUGACCGCCACGACUACAACGAUGAUGAGGGCGCCGAGCGGGCCUUCCGCCAACACGAGGCCUUUUGCUCUGAUCUCCUUGCCUAUAAUAAUACCAUCUUCGAGCUGCGCACGGCCGCUGAGAACCUGGCCGAGACGUGCCCGACAGCCACGCCGCGGGUGAUGUGCGUCGAAAAGUUUCUGGCGCGCAACGAGCGCGAGUUGUCAAUUCAGAAGGGCGACGACGCGCAACUGCUCGACGACUCGAAUGGCGAUUGGUGGAAAAUUCAUCUCCACGGCCUGAUCGGCUUCGUGCCCGGCAAAUUUGUGCGCAAAAUCGAGAUCCACGACGACAAGGCGAUUCUGCCCCUCCAGGAGCACAUUGAGAAGGAGUACCAGAAGAUAUUGCAGAAAGCGGAGACGAAGCGCAGGCAAAUCGAAUCCGUGCGCAAGGGCUACCAUCUGAAUCGCGACGUCAUCGAGCUGACGAAUUGGGUGACGGAGAAGUACAAUCAACUCCGCUCCCGCUCCGAAGCCACCGACCCCGACGACGACCCGAUGAUCGACCUGAACGAGCAAUGGCCAAUCAAAGAGGCUGAACUCCGCGCGCUCUACACCCGCGCCCACGAAUUCUCGGCAGAAGAAGUGUCCCGAUCGACGUUUUCCAAGAACCUCGAUCAGCUGUCCGAGCAGUGGAAACAACUGGUCGACGCUGUGGCGGGCCGCAAGCAAGGCCAAGCCGCUCGACUCGCCUUCGCCGCCUGGGUCCACGAAGCCGCCGAAUUUGAGGGACGCAUUGGCGAUAAGGAAUUCCUGCUAUCUGACGAGCCGGAAGGUGCCAACGACAAUCGCAUCAACAAGAUUGCCCGCGACUUCGAGACUGCCCAGGGCGACAUGAAUCAGCUGGAGCAGCUCGUCGAUCAAAUUGUUCGGAAGGGCGAAUCACUGCGACGAGAGUUCCCCGAAAUCUCGCAGACCACCUACGAGAAGCAGCGGGCAAUUUGUGAUCGCUGGAACACGCUGGUGACCAAGAUGGAACAGCGCAAAACCGAGCUCGCACGCAUCCUGCCGCUCCAGCACUUCCGCGCCGCCAACCAGGACGUGCUGAAGUGGAUCGACGCCGAGACGCCGAUCAUCAGCUCCACCGGGCUGGCCGAUGACGUCGAGGGCAUUCAAGCGCUGAUCGAUCAGCACGCCGAAUCGUGGAACGAGAUCAAGACGCACGAGGCCAUCUUUGCCAAAUCACUCCAAAAUUCGUCUAUUGCCGGCACGCCCGAAAUGAAGGACAUUGUGCACCAGACGGUGGAUGCCUUCAAACAAAUGCACGAGCGCUGGCAACAACGACAGGAUCUCCUAGAGGAAGCGUUGAAUUGCAAAAAGUUCUUGCGGGACUGUAAGCAGUUCGACGCCUGGCUGACGACGAACGAGUCGGCGGUUCGUCUGGAUGUUUCGGGCGAAAACUUUGCCGUGCUACUCACUCGUCAGGAUGAACUUCAGCAGGCCAUCGAGAAGAAGACCCCCGACUACGCUCGCCUCGAGGAGCGCGCCCAGCUCAUCAUCGCCCACGAGUUGCCGGAUAAGGAAGAAGCCGAGAAGCGGUUCGAGGCGAUCAGCAGCCGUUGGGAGCAGCUGAAGGCCGACCUGAUCGAUGCGCGCAAUCGAAUCGGCGACGAGCGCACCGUGCAGGACUUUACGCGCCAAGCUGACGCCGCUGAAUCCUGGAUGAGGGAGAAGGUCAUGAUCAUGGAAGAGUACGAAUACCUGUCGACCGAGGAGAAAACCCAACGAAUGCAACGCCACGACGCCCUCGGCGAGGAGCUGAAAAUGAUGCAAGAUCGCAUUACCAAAGUGAUCGCGGCCGGCCAGGAUGCCCUAAAUAGCUCUCGCCGCAGCAUGGAUCAAACCGAUUUUGUGACCGAAAGGGUGCAUAAUGUCGAGAAGCAGUGGCGACGCCUCGAGCAUCAAUAUGGAGAUUUGUCGAAAAAGAUGGAGAAAGAAAAUCGCCGGCAAGCCUUUGAGAAGCUCGCUUCUGAGGUGGAAGCGUGGCUGGGCAAGGUCGAGAAUGCGGCCGCAUCCCGGGAUUUCGGAAAUGACAUUGGCGAGCUGGAGCGGCUGCAACGGGAGAACGAGCUGCUGAACGCCGAGCUGAACGUGUACGCCGACAAGGUCAUUGACCUCUCCGAGUUGCUCGAGGAAAUGCCGAAAGAGUGCCCAGACGAGUCAAUCGACCUCGAUCAAGUCGUCGCCGACGCGAGCCGAGCCCGCGCUUCCGCCAUCGUUGAGAAUUUUGACAAAGUGCGCAAGCAGGCGGAGAAUAGGGCCGAGCUGCUGGAGAAGGCCCUGGACGCGCACCUGAUCGCGAAGAAAAUCGACGACUUGGUCAGCUGGGUCUCCGAGACGCGCAUCUUGGCCCAGAGCGCCGACUAUGGACGUGAUUCGCGGGAUUUCCAGAAUCUGGUCCGUAAGCAUCGACGCCUGAUGGACGAGAUGGUCAGCCACCAACAGCAGCUGAAGCACAUCUGGGAACAGUGCGAGGGCGUCAAACCGGAGAUCCGAACGGCCGUCCGGCUCGACGCCAAGAUGGAGGACCUGGAUGCGGCGAUGCAGACAUUCGAGGUGGCCCUGCAGCAACGCGAGUUGGCCCUCGUCGACUAUGAGAAUUACUACAAACUUGCCACGCAAAUCGAUGAAGGUGUCUAUUGGCUGGUGGAGUGUGCCGAGCUGCUCGCCCACAACGUUGAAGCCCGCUCGUCGGCGGCUGUCGAGAGCGCCCUCAAGAAGCAUAUCGAAUUUGAGGCCGAGAUUGAAGCCCACAGCGAGCACUACAAGCAGCUGAUCGAAGCCGUCGACACAUCCUCCGACGGCGUCUGCCUGCCACAACUGCGCGAAAAGAUUAGCCGGCUUCAGCAAUGUUAUGAUAAAGUCAACGAUCUCUGCCUGAGACGUCGCGCCGAGCUGGAAGAGGCCGAGCAUCUGGUGCAUUUCCAAUGGCGCUGUGAUGUGAUCGAGGGAUGGAUUGCCGAACAAUCGAAACUCGUGCACCCCGACGAGCAGGUGGACAGCCUCGAGUCGGCGAAGCGCCUUGGUCUUCGCCAUUCGCUCUUCGUCGCCAAGCUCAAGUCGUUCGAGAAGGACCAGAUUCAAAAAUUCGAGAAAAUGCUGCCUCAAGGCGAUAACAGCGAGGGGCCCCGCCGGCACUGGGAGAUGAUCAUGAAAAAGUGGAAGGCGCUGAAGCACGAGGCCGACAUGGUAUCGAUGCAUAUGGACGAGAUGGAGGGAAUAUUUAGCCACCUCGAAGACCUGUGGCUGGAAUUUGCGCGCCGAGCCUCGGCGUUCAACUCGUGGUUCGAGAGCGUGGAAGAGGACCUGACCGAGCCGUUGCCCUUCUGCAACUCGAUGGACGCGCUGAACGUGCUCAAGGUGAAGCAUGGCGACCUGAUCGAGUCGUUGGAAGUCUACGAGAAGGAGUACCAAGCCCUCGUCCAACUUGAUGCCGACGCGAGGAAAACAAUGUCGGCCGUCAACCCGUUCACCUGGUUCGACGUGCAGUCGAUUGAGCUGUGCUGGAAUCAAGUGCUCAGCUUUAUUGCGACACGCACCAGCGAGCUCGACGCCGAGCACGAGCGCCAGGUCACCAACGACAAGCAGCGCAUGGAGUUCGCCAAGGCGGCCAAUGAAGUCGCUGACUGGAUGGCCGGCAUUAGGGAGAAGGCUUUUAAGCUGGAGGGGACGCUGGAGGAGCAGAUGGACAAGCUGCGACAGAUCGUCAUCGAUAUCGUCGAGUCGCGUCCCGUGCUGGCCCGCGUCGAUUCGAUGGGUGCCGCGCUGGAGAGGAAGAUGCUGAUCACCAAUCCUUACACCAAUCACUCGCGGAUGGGGCUGGCGCACGCGUGGGAGAACCUCGAGCAGCUCGUUUCCCGGUUACGGCAGAGUGUCGAUGAGCAGAUUCGGGCCAAGAAAGAAGGCAGCAUCAGCGAGGAGACGCUCAAGGAAUAUGCGAACGUCUUCUUGAUGUUUGACAAGGAUAUGACCGGCUACGUGUCGGGAGACGACGCCCUGAAAUGCUUGAGUGUCCUCGGAAUGGACGUGGGCGAGGUGGACGGCAACAGAUUGACGCAAGGGCAACGCCAACUCGUCCAGCAGCUCGAUCCCUACAAUGAGGGCCGGGUCUCGUUCCAAAAUUUCCUCAACUGGACGAUCGCCCAGGAGACGCCGAAUGUGCACAAGGGCGAUGACGUGCUGGCUGCUUUCCGCGCGCUGACACGAGACGGCCGAGCCUACGUGACCCGCGAUGAGAUACUGUCGGUGCUAUCCCCAGAAGAAGCCGACUACUGUCUGAAGCUGAUGCCCAAAUAUGUCGAUCCCAAAACUGGCCAAACGAUGUCGCAAGCGUACGACUACCGCCGUUUCGUCGAGACGAUCAUCUCC
Molecule: messenger RNA, 7113 nt
Organism: Mesorhabditis spiculigera
Lineage: Eukaryota; Metazoa; Nematoda; Chromadorea; Rhabditida; Rhabditidae
Source: the annotation of a GenBank genome assembly